GACUUGGUAGUGAAGUAUCCUCCAACUUUUAAACCCGGUAGUAAAAUACCUUCAAGAUCAAAACCAUGAAACUUUCUCUAGCAACAUCUUUCAGCAAUAAUUACAACUGGAAGCUUGGAUAAUGAGACACCUCACGGAGCCUUGGAAAUGGAACGUUCAGAUCUUGAAACACAUCGAAGCAAGUGCCAUGAAGAAAUCGAGAAGUACGUGAAGGAACAACAUAAUGCUGGCGGCGACAUUUGUCUUGCUCGGUUUCUAGCUGAUAAACAAGGGUUUGUCGCUGAAAAUUCAUCAAAAAUAAGUAACUACAAGGCAUUUUGGAGACACUCUUUCGGACGUAUCGUCAAGAAACUCGGUGUCAGAACGGCGAAAGGAAGAGCCAACUGGAAAGCAAUAGAAGCCAGUAUCAACAAAGAAGGUGAACCAAGUAGUUUGACAUCAUCAGCAUCCAAAACGCUAUCUGGAACGCCAUUGUCUGCAAAAGUAUUGGAGUAUGUCAACGAGAUGUAUAAUAGCAAGCUCAAGUAUCCAAAAUGGCAGUUAUCGACCGGAAAGAUCGUAGAAGACACGAUGCAUGCGUUUGCCAAGGAAUGUCUAUAUGAACACUUUUCUCUUUCAUUGAUCUUAGACAUCAGUGAUCCUUGUUGGAAAUCGUAUUUCACACCUGCUGAAAUGGUAGAGCUACGCACGUACCAUAAGCCCGAGCUCAAGCCGUUGCCAAAAGAAGUAAAAGAAUACCUGGACAAGUUCUCCGGUGUUUACGAUCUCAACAAGCUUAUUGAUAUCCAUAUGCAAAAUCGCUUCCACCCAUCUCAAGCUGAUUUGCAUUGGGUUGAAAAGACAAUUGGUGACAUCUUGGAUCUAUACUAUUAUAGCUAUGAUGUUGACAACAAAACGGAAGCCGAUCUGGUUCGUCUUGUCACUGUGUCUGGAUAAUCUCAACCAACAGCUGGAGACGAAUAACGAGCCUUUGGAGAUUGAAAAGUGGGUCGGCAAUGCUUGGUGGCUGGAUGCGCCAGAGAGACGUAUCAUGUAUCGAUGCAAGGCACAAAGUGUCGUUGUGUCGUCGACGGCAACAUCAAGUAGUAGUAGUCAACAACAACAACAGCAGCAGCAGCAAUUGGGUAAUAUCAUCGUGUGGGAUCAUGUGGUGCUGGUCUUAUUGCCACCCGUCUUGUCUAAUCCAUUUCCUAUUGUUGUUUGCAUCGUUCCACCACAUCAUCAUGAUACAACGGCACCAGCGAUAGUAACGCUAGCGCAUCCACCGCAUGGGAUCACUUAACGAGUCCAGUUAGAUGCACCACAAAAACUGGUUGAAGCCAUUGCU
Molecule: messenger RNA, 1327 nt
Organism: Zychaea mexicana
Lineage: Eukaryota; Fungi; Mucoromycota; Mucoromycetes; Mucorales; Lichtheimiaceae
Exons: 5
Coding region: 148-936 (262 amino acids)
Source: RefSeq, a predicted model, not a curated record